Molecule: messenger RNA, 1114 nt
Organism: Drosophila bipectinata
Lineage: Eukaryota; Metazoa; Arthropoda; Insecta; Diptera; Drosophilidae
Product: arginine/serine-rich coiled-coil protein 2
Source: RefSeq, a predicted model, not a curated record
AGAAGUAAACAAAACAUGAGCGAUUCUGAGCUGACAGAUCGCGCCAUUGCUGAGCUUAUGCGCGAGCUUGAUGCACAAAAUCCAAGCCAUGCUAACAAAACUCAGUGCGAACGCAAGGUGAACCCCCUGGGAAAAACGAACAAACGAUUUUUGGGACGUACAAUAAACAAUGCGCUUAGCCAUAAUAAACGAGAAAAAGAGCGCACGGCAGCUAAUUGCCAACGGAAGUUAAAGGAUUUGGAUGAGCAACGGAAAGUCAACCAGCUCUAUCAUAGAAACCGAAGUACAAGCAGAAGUACCAGUCGAAGGCUGAGCAGAAGUAGAAGCAGAAGCAGGAACAGGAGUGUUGAAAAAAGAAGGAGCAGGACUCGGAGCAGGAGUAGAAGUCCACAUCGAAGACGCAGUAAGAAAAAGUCUAAAAGGUCGCGUCGCAAAGAACGAAAAAGAAGCGUCAGAAGCCGGAGCAGAAGUACCAGUAGAAGUUCAUAUCGCAGUCGCUCCAGCCGAAGGAAAAAACACAAAAAGUCGUCCAAAAAACACAAAAAAAAUCGGAGGAGACCAAGGAGUAGCCUAAGAAGCAGAAGCCACAGUAGCUAUGAGACGAAUCCUUCGUUCAAUGACAUGCAACCGGUUCCCCCACCAUCAGAAGUGUUCCUCGAUCACUCGAAACAAAUGGCUUUGGUUGUGGCCAUGGCCUAUAGCCAAGCUCUUAAUACGAAAAUCCAAAGAAAUGACGAGGAAAGAGCUUCUUCUCCGCUAAGCGAUAUAGUAAAAGAGUUGAUGUCGGAUGAUGAUGAAUCUAAAAAUAUGAGUCUCGAAUGCUUAUCUAUUUCGUCCAACGAAGAACCAACAAAUUUGCUAACCAUCGAUGUUAGCUCAAAUUCCGAAGGAAAUGAAGAUUCGGAAAGUUCGGAUUCCGAGUCUCAAUCUAGUAGCUGCAUAGAGUUGGACAGCACCAGUGAUUCAAAUAAUAAUAGUGAUAUAGAAAUAGUCGAAUGUCAAUCACAUGAGAUUAACAAACCUGAAACAUCACAAAAACCUAAAGAGUUGAGUGAAAGCUUACCCUCCGUUGACCUGACUGAUGAUUAAUUAAGCUGCUAGUUCAAUGGUGUUA